This is a messenger RNA of Hipposideros armiger (great roundleaf bat), 6937 nucleotides long. It is a transcript of the gene TIGD4, whose product is annotated as tigger transposable element derived 4. The transcript has 2 exons. The record is from RefSeq and is a predicted model, not a curated record. Gene Ontology annotation, cellular component: nucleus. Gene Ontology annotation, molecular function: DNA binding. Lineage: Eukaryota; Metazoa; Chordata; Mammalia; Chiroptera; Hipposideridae. Bases 5095 to 6633 code for a protein of 512 amino acids.
UCUCUUCUCCCUCUCCCUCUUUCUCUCCCUCCCUCCCCUUUCCUUCCUUCCUUUCCUUUUUUCCUCUCUUUCCCUAGAGCUUAGGGAAUUCUGCCUGCCAUUCUCUUUAGGAAGAAUAGACAAUAACUACUUUUCUCCCAGUUGGCAAUUAUGUUUGGAGAGGUAAGAAAAAGAGAAUAGCUGCCUGCCAUAUAUGCUUAUGACAGGGAUUUUCUACUCAUUUAUCUUUGCAUUGUUAUUGGCUAUUAUUCAGCUUUCAAAAAAUCAGGUACCAUUUAUUCAUUUGGCUUAUGGGGGAACUCUAGCAGCCUACCUUUCAUUUAUUGACCAGGAAGGAAAGGAGGCAACAGAUUCAAGGAUAUUGUUAAUAUUCCUUUCUGAAUGAAGCAAAUGUGCAUGCGACCUUUUAGCUUUGCUUUAGAUGUUGAAUAUUGUAUCCUGUUUAUCAAUAUUACUUCCUCAAGAAAAAGAGAAGGUGCUACCUUUAGAGCUUUUCUGGGGGAAUUCUGGAAAUGUCGCAAUCAUUUCAUCACUCUUUAUCAACAUCUCCCUUUUUAAGGAGAGAUAUUUGUUUGCACAGUGUAAUUCUCUGGAAACAAACCCUUUAUUAGAGGAUACUGAUUAAUGGAACACUCAAAAACAGCCCAUGAAUAGUAGAAUGAGUAGAACAUAAGAGUAGAAAUUGUUUUAACUACAAAGAGAAAAAAACUGAACUUAUUCAUAAUUGCAUUACCUAGCCUUAAUGUUCAACAUUUUGGUUAAUGUCUUUUUCCUAUGUAUAUAUAUUUUUCUUCCUUUAUUUAACAAAUUGUUAUUGAGAACUUUCUAUUUGCUGAGCAGUAAGCACUGUAGGAACAGCCAUGAGCCUCUGGCCUUUUGUAACUUUCAGUGUAUGUUGUAUUUGUUGGCAUACAGUUUUGUAUUUUGCUUUUUUACUUACUAUAUUAUGGAAUUUUCCUCAUCUCACUGAAUAUUCUCCUGUAGUGGCUCAAUAGUAUUUCGGCAUAUAGAUUUUCCUGAAUUUAUUUACCUAAGACUUUUGGUUACACAUUUAGGUUAUUUCCAGUUUUGUCUAUAAUUAUAAAACAACAAUAUGAGGAAUAUUCUGAUAUUGUAGAGUCUAAGAUGACUUCCAAUGACCCUCACCGUGUAUAAUUCCCUCCUCUGUGAACAUAAUAGAAUAUCAUUCUCUUGAUUAUAUUAUAUUGCAUGCAAAAGGAAUUUUGUAGAUGUAAUUAAGGUUACUAAUCAGUUGACUUUGAGUUCAUCAAAAGGGAGAUAAUCUGGGUGAGCCUGAACUGAUUUCAUAGGCAUUUUAAGAGCAGAGAGUUUUCUCCUGUUGGUGGCAGCAGAGGAAAUCAGAGAGAUUGGAAGCAUGAGAGAGUUUGACAUAAGGAAGGUUCUCUGUUGCUGAAAUGAAGAGGGCCACAGGCCAGCACUGGACAUAGGAAAAAACCAUGAACCUUAGUCCUCCAGCCGCAAGGAGCUAAAGUCUGCAAAUAACCUGAAUGAUCUUGGAAGCCAAUUCUUCCCCAGAGCCUCCAGAUAAGAGCCCUGCCUGAGUGACAUCUUGAUUUCUGCCUUGUGAGACCCUAAGCCGAGGACCCAGUUGAGCCACCUGGAUUUCUGACCUACAGAACUGUGAGACAAUAAAUGGCUAUUGUUUUAAGCCACUAAACGUGUGAUGAUUUCUUCUGUAGCAAUAGAAAAUGAAUACAUUUGUAAGCUAGAUUUUUUUACAUCUAUAAUUAUUCUUUUGGGAUACUAUCCCAGGUAUGGAACUGCUGGAUAAAAGUUAUGCACAUUUUUAAAGUUUUUAUAUCAUAUUGCUGAUUUGCCCUCCAUAAGCUUUGUACCAAUUUAUGUGCAUCGUAAUGACCUAUGUUACUGCAUCCUGGUAAACACUCGAUACUACCAUUCUAAUAGGCAAAAACAAAAACAAAAAGGUAUCUCCUAUUUUGAAAGAAGAUUUGCAUUGCUCUUAUUACCAGUAGAGUUGACCAUUGUUUUCUUAAUUUGGGGUUCGGUUGGUAAGUCUUUUUUAGUGAAUGCCUAUUCUUUAGUUAGCUUUACUGUUCACGUAGAGAAAAUAGUCCCGAACAUAUAGUACAACAUUUCUCUAACAUAAUAUUUUCAAGGGGUACAAUGACUAAUGAGCUUAAUUGAGAGAAUGUGUACUUCUGAGAAAUAUUAGCUGCUGUCAUACUUCCUGCAAAAAAAAUACCCCAGAUGUUAUACUGUGGGAGAAUAGAAAGUGUCAGCUUCAUUGUUUAGGCAGAAAGUGUCUUAUGCUUUUCUAGGGGAAAAGUCUAGCUUGUCUGAUUUGGCAUUAAAAAUGUGAUCAUUUCAGGAAUGAAGAUAUAUUGUAUCUUACCAUGGAAAAUUAUAGCUUUGACUACUGUUUUAGAAGGAAAUAUAUACCAUUAACUAUCAGAAAAAAACUAAUAUUUUCCUAAAUAAACAUCACCAUUUUCAAUUUGACCAAGAUAACCAGUAAUCUCUGAUUAUGUAUGUUACAUUGCUUUAUUUGGGAUGGGGUAAAGGAGGAAAUUCAAGUUAUUUUUUCUGUAAUCCUUGUUAUUUGAGAUGAUAGGGUUUCUUUCUGACAAAUGAAAUAAGACAGAAGGAAAAAGGAAGGAAGGAAGAAUAAAAGAAGAAAGGAGGAAAGAACAAAAGAAAGAUGGGAGAGAGAAGUUGGGAGAUUAAAGAGUACUUUUGCUUGGUUUUAUCUUUUCUUAAAAAUUGGUUCUUACUACCUCAAUUUCUGGAUUGGUGUCUUCCUAAUAAGGACAAGAUACUUCAAAAUUUUUACUUUGAAAUAAUUGUAGAUUUAUAAGAAAUUGAAGAAAAAGGUAUAGGAGGUCCCAUCUAUGAACAUGAUUUAUAUUUUUUAGUUGAAUGGUCAAAUAUUAUUUACUUUUAAAAAAUCAACCUUCUGUAGGUUGUUAUUUGUGUUCAAAGAAUUCAUAAUGGCCUAUUCUUCUAUGGAGGCCUGAUAUUGCCCUUUUUUUCCCCUUUGGUUAGGUUUGGAUAGGCAUCAAAAUAAAAAAUGCUGACUUGGCUUGGUGCUAGGGGCAUAGAAUGUGUAACUGUUAUUAGAAGAGUCCACACCAGUGUGAUUCAAAGACACCAUAAUAAGUGAAAAGAAUGGUAAACUUGAUAUUAGAAAGCCUGGAUUCUGGACUUCACUCUUCUACGUUAUAACUAUAUGAGCUUUGAAAUCUGUUUUCACCUUCCUCCUGAGUUGUUUGGAAUAUAGGAAGUAAAGCAGUUUGGAAACUAAAGCCUAGGCUAUCAUAAUUAUUAUUGAGUCCAUUUUGCAGUAACAAGAACAAACUCAUUUACUGGUUGUAAUUUCUAUGAUAAAAAUUACUUCUUUGAUUUGGACAACAAGGCAGAGGAAUUUUGACGAGAAGUUUCUUCAAAAUAUUUGUGCAAAAAAAAAUGCAUAUGUCAUCUUCGAACUUGGGAGGACAGAGAGAAAAACUAGUAGGAUUUCACACAGCAGUAACACCCGCUCAUCAAGUUAGCUUAUUACCCUGGCCUUCUGUAGGCCUAAGGCCUAAAGCCUAUAGGUAGGGGAAACGCUACCUGGGAAGGUAGGAGCAAGCCCAUCUGGGCCCUGUGACUGUUCUCAUAGUAUGGUUUGGUUUAAGAAGCUCUGAUCUAUAUAUUGUAAAUAUGUGAAUUUAUAAAUUUACACAGCCAAAGGGACAUUAGAGAGAAGAAAAUGAUGAGCUCAUCACCAAACAUUUAUUGAACACCUUGUAUGGUGCUAAAUACUCUGCUAACUGCUUUACAGACUCUCAUUGAAUCCCAUUGAAUGUGCAAAUAACCCUAUGAGAUAGGUGCUAUAAUUAACUCCUAUUUUGCAAAUAAGGAAGCUUAGAUCAAAUGAUUGAGCAAAGUACUCAGGAUCACAUAAGUACUAAGUGGCAGAGUCACUUAUCAAUUCAGGUGUGUUUGGCACCAAAACCCCAUAUCCUCACACUAUAAGCCCAUGGUCACUGUCACUCUCCUUACUUUUAGUCUAGGUCUUUUCCGCAUUAUAUCCUCUUAAUAAUUUGUUUACUCCUAUGCAUUUUGUCAGCUAUUUCAGGCCUCUGUGUAUCUAGCUAAUGUGUAAAAUUGAUACAAAAGUUAUUAGGUUUUUAAGCUUUUAGAUGAAUAAGAUUUAGAUUUUUAAGCUAUGUAAUGAAAUCACUUGAUUUGAUUUUUUUAGUGAAGCAUUUCCUACCAGACUCCUCUAAAGGAGGCACUGUCUCCCAUGUACUAUUAAAAGUUGAACCUUGUGACUACUGUCUGACUAUGUUUUUCUUUUAGAGAAGUCAGAGGGGGCAGUCUGUGACUUCAUGUAAAAAAUAGCCAUCAAAGAUCUAUCCAGCACCAUUUUUAGUUCUUUAAUUUUGGUAAGCUCACAUUUUCAAAACAGUUUAAAUUUGUCUGGUUUAUUUUGGAAGUAUAUAUUACAAAACAUUCAAAGGCAAGUGAGAAUUCAAAUGCACAGAGAAGAGCUAGGGAGCUUUUUGCAGAGGCUCUUUAGUGGAGACAGAAGAUACACUGUCAAGCCCUAGAAGAAUUCUACGAUUUUCUUCCUACCCUGAAGAGACUUGGAUAUUAAUGGGUAACAUUUUGCAUGAAAAUUUCUGAAUGCUUUCUCUUCUUAUCUCUGAGGCCUUCUGUGGAGCAUUAAUAGGAAGUUGAAUGCACGAAUGGAUAAAAUGGAUCGUCUUAAAGGAUUGACAUUCCAAAAAUAUAUCAGCAGGACUGGACAGGUUUGACAAAAUGAGAUUUCUAUUUUAGCUUGACUUCUGGAACUCUGAAUAAACUAUAAACUGAGCUACACACGGUCCUGGGAAGGAAGCCUCUCCUCUAAACUAUUCUAGCUGCAUGUAACAUUUUUCUUAUUCAGAGCCUUUGAAAAAAAUCUAUUUAGUCAUUAAUUUCCUGAGGAAUAAGACAAUUAGACACGUACCAACUUUUAACAUAUAAAGUGGGAUAUAAAGCAGCAAUUUAUGUUUUACUGGAAAAGGAAUUUAAUUAAUGAAAUAGACAACAGGAAGAGGAGAAAUCUCUGUAUAAGCACUGGUUGAGAUGGCAGAAGCUACUGGGGAUGCUUCCGCUCUGCCCGUAACAGUGAAGAAAAAGAAAAGUCUAUCCAUUGAAGAAAAGAUAGACAUCAUAAACGCCGUAGAAAGUGGCAAGAAAAAAGCAGAGAUUGCAGCUGAAUAUGGCAUAAAGAAAAAUUCAUUGUCUUCUAUUAUGAAGAAUAAAGACAAAGUUCUAGAAGCCUUUGAGUCUCUGAGAUUUGAUCCAAAGAGAAAAAGACUGAGAACUGCUUUUUACACAGACCUGGAAGAGGCAUUGAUGAGGUGGUAUCGAAUUGCUCAGUGUCUAAACGUACCAGUUAAUGGUCCAAUGCUGCGUUUGAAAGCUAAUGAUUUUGCUCAGAAACUGGGACAUAAUGAUUUUAAGUGCAGUAAUGGUUGGCUGGAUCGCUUUAAAUCCAGGUAUGGCUUAGUAUUCAGAGCUCAACCUGUAGAAGCUACAGGUAUAUCAGCAGACCCUUCCACUGUCUGGCACCAAAAUGUACUUCCUUAUUAUUUAAAUGAUUAUCAUCCUAAAAAUGUUUUUAAUAUAAAAGAGACGGGGCUGCUUUAUCGAAUGUUACCUACGAAUACAUUCGCAUUUAAGGGAGAAACAUGCUCAAUUGGGAAGUUAUGCAAAGACAGAAUAACUCUGGUGGUUGGGACGAACAUGGAUGGCUCAGAGAAACUUCCUUUACUUAUCAUUGGAAAAAACAGAAAUCCGCACUGUUUCAAAGGGAUAAAAUCAUUGCCUGUGUAUUAUGAAGCUAACAGAAUGGCAUGGAUGACCUCAGAUAUAUUUGAACAAUGGAUGAGGAAGCUUGAUGAGAAAUUUCAAGUCCAGCAACGAAGAGUGGUGAUUUUUGUUGACUCUUUCCCUGCACAUCCAGAGGUUAAGAACCUCAAGUCCAUUGAGUUAGCAUUUUUCCCAUCAUGUUUAUCUUCCAAAUUUAUAGCUAUGAAACAAGGUGUUAUUAAAAGCCUUAAAAUCAAAUAUCGACAUUGUCUUAUAAAGAAAUUUUUAAGUUCUGUUGAAGGCAGCAAAGAAUUUACAUUUUCUCUACUAGAUGCUGUUGAUACAUUGCACCUCUGUUGGAGGGCUGUAUCCCCAGAGACUAUCGUUAAGAGCUAUGAAGAGGCAGGAUUUAAAUCUCAGCAGGGAGAAAGUAACAAGACAAAUGCAGAGAUGGACACAAGUCUUGAUUUGGUUGCUCACGCCCAAGCAGCAGGAGUGGAAUUUCCUGAAGGUUUAUCCAUAGAAGAGUAUGCUGCCCUGGACGAUGAUUUGGAGACCUGUGAAGUGGCACCAAAUGGUGAUACGGAGUCGACCAAAGAAAAUAAAUCAGAGGAAAGUGGAUUUUAUACUUCUGACGAAGAGGAUGAUGGGGGAUCUCUGGGAACUGAACUCCCUUUACCAUCAAAAACUGAGGCAAUAACUGCUUUAGAUACUCUUAAAAAUUAUCUUAGAAGUCAAGAUAUGAAUGAUGGGCUUCAUAAUUCUUUAGCAGACCUUGAAAUUUUUAUUAACUCUGUGUCAUCUAAGUAAUUACCUAUUGUACAUCUGAAGAGUAAUAGCUUUUCCUGAUGUAUUUUACUAUAUGAGGUAUGUAAAGGGAAAAUACCACUUAAAUAUAAAAAAGUGAAAAACUAGUAAUCUUUGGUUUAAUUGCAAAUGUCUUUGGUCUGAAUAGAAAUUUCCCUAGGUAGAUUAAAUAAUGAUUAAGUAAGUGAAAAUUUUGAAUUUAAAUUUAGCAAGAUUUUGGAAAGUAGAAAUGUAUUGCAGAGGCCUUGUACUUAAAAUAUAUGGUAUAUAUGUUAAAAAAAAUAAAAAGAACUCUCCAGCUAUCUGA